CUGCUGGGAAACUACGAACUCGACAAACCGCCAUCUUUCUUUAUAGAGAGUUAGUAGGGCAAAUAACAACUACUUUUGCAUGAUUAUUUCCCCAAAAUAGACUCGUUGAAGCAAAUCCACUUGGUCAGUUAUUGCAAAUAAUAAGUUAAAGAGGAGCGGGUGGAGCGGAAUUCCAGAUAUUGGGCAUAUAUCAGACACAAGACACAGUAGUUUGUUGUAGGCGCUCGACUAGUGGAGGUGGUCGACAUGGGCCGAUCUCGGAGUCGCAGCUCUUCCCGGUCCAAACACUCCAAAAGCAGCAAACACAGCAAGAAGCGGAGCCGGUCGCGGUCCAAAGACAGGGAGAGGUCCAAGAAGCGGUCAAAGUCCCGAGAAGCGAAAAGGAACCGUCGCAGAGAAUCUCGUUCUCGUUCCCGGUCUACCACAGCGUCGUCCCGCAGAGAGAGAGCAGCCUCGCCGCCGGAGCGCAUCGACAUCUUCGGCAGGACGCUGAGCAAGAGAAAUGCUCUAGACGAGAAGGCGAGGAAGGAGGAAGAGGAAAGAAGGGCAGAAAUGGAAAGACAAAGGAAGAUCCGGCAGCAGGAGAUCGAGGAGAAGCUGAUCGAGGAGGAGACGGCGCGGCGGGUGGAGGAGCUGGUGGCCAAGCGGGUGGAGGAGGAGCUGGAGAAGCGCAAGGACGAGAUUGAGCGGGAGGUGCUAAGGCGCGUCGAGGAGGCCAAGCGCAUCAUGGAGCGGCAGCUGCUGGAGGAGCUGGAGAAACAACGGCAGGCAGAGUUGGCGGCACAGAAGGCCAGAGAGGAGGAAGAAAAAUCUAAGCGGGAGGAGCUGGAAAAAAUCCUGGAGGAGAAUAACCGCAAGAUCGCCGACGCUCAGGCCAGGCUGGCUGAGGAGCAGUUGCGUAUUG
Etheostoma spectabile (orangethroat darter) is the source of this 904-nucleotide messenger RNA. RefSeq names its product arginine and glutamate-rich protein 1-B. The record is from RefSeq and is a predicted model, not a curated record. Gene Ontology annotation, cellular component: nucleoplasm; mitochondrion. Gene Ontology annotation, molecular function: cadherin binding. Lineage: Eukaryota; Metazoa; Chordata; Actinopteri; Perciformes; Percidae.